This is a messenger RNA of Anopheles moucheti, 1030 nucleotides long. RefSeq names its product N-alpha-acetyltransferase 40 (gene Naa40). Lineage: Eukaryota; Metazoa; Arthropoda; Insecta; Diptera; Culicidae. Gene Ontology annotation, molecular function: protein N-terminal-serine acetyltransferase activity; histone H4 acetyltransferase activity; histone H2A acetyltransferase activity. Gene Ontology annotation, cellular component: nucleus. Bases 312 to 944 code for a protein of 210 amino acids. The transcript has a single exon. The record is from RefSeq and is a predicted model, not a curated record.
GUUUGGAUAAAGUUUUACAAAUGAUCGACUAAAAAAACACACAAAAAGUACAAAACUCCACCGAACAGUUCGAUAAAAAACGUGCUUAUUUGUGAAUUGGGUUGACUGUUUUUGUAGCGCGUGGUGAAUUGUCAGUUCAGUGCGCCAUGACGUUUCUCGUUUGUAAGCUGUUUCCUGUCAAGUUCACAACCAAACGGCGAUGCUAGAAUUCGCGCGUUUUGACUGGUUUUGUGAAAAGUAUCGUUCAAAAUCUCCAGCAUCAUUUUACAGUUUUAAUUGAAGACGAUCAGCACUCGUUCUGUUGAGUUACUAUGUCGGUCUCGGAAACGGUGACGAGAAACCAGGCGACCUCGCAUCAAAGGAGCCUCCAGGUGGCAAACCAACAAACAAACCCACUGUCGGAAUUUCCCGAGUUUUUUAGCUUCAAAUGCACUCAGAUCGAUGGCUCGGAGUUGCAGCUAAAGCUGCAGUGUAAACGAAAAGCGGAUAUGGAUCCAAGACUUCUCAAGUGGGCGUUCAAGCUGGCCGAACGCAACGUUGGCCCACAGUACCGGACGUGCAGUUUAGGCUGGCAGCCGAAGAUUAAGCAAGCGGAUCUGAACAAACCAUGGGCACGGUAUCUAAUAGCGACGGAUGUGACCACCAAGAAACCGGCAGCAUACACGAUGUUUCGCUUCGAUCUGGACUACGGCCGUAGCGUGCUAUACUGCUACGAGCUGCAGGUGGAAGCUGAUUUCCAGCGCAAAGGGCUGGGCGCUUUCAUGAUGAAGGCGUUGGAACAGAUGGCACAGCGCUUUUCCAUGGAGCGUGUUGUACUAACGGUACUGAAAAAUAAUCAGGAUGGCAUGCGGUUUUAUCGAAGGUUAGGCUACGAAGUGGAUGAAAUGUCCCCGGACAAGGAGGAAAAUGCGGCAUACGAAAUAAUGAGCAAACCAAUGCAUUGAAAUAACAUAAUGGUGUAACUCAUGAACAAAAAACGCAAGAAUACAAGACUGCACUGCAUCCCCUUGGAGGCCAUCUAAUUUAGAAA